CAUAAAAUUAACGAAUUCGAAAAUUAAAAAAUCUAAAAACACUUUGUUGUACUUUUAAUUACAAUGGACAGUAUAAUACAAUCUUUACGAGAAAGUUAUCCAAAGUAUAAUGUUGAAAAACAAGAAAGCUACAGUUAUGUUGAAAUGUAUACAAAGGAAAAAUCUGAUAUAAUAAUCGUAUCCGCAAAGACAAAAACUGCGAGUACGACACCUUACACGGGAAAUAAUCAAAAUAACGAAACAGAGGAAUUAGAAUUGACAGGGUCACCGCUUAAACUGGAUUUGAGUUUGCACACUAUACUGGACGAUACCUUAAUAACUGAUGAGCCACAGCUUUGGAAAAAAGAAGAAGUAUUUCAUGCCCCCAUAGAUGUUGAUACAGCAAGGCAAGUAGCAAAUCAAUACAAUAAAAGUCUUAGCAUCAUAUCAAAAGAAAAUGCAUUACCUAUGUGGCUGUUAUGUAAUCCCAGUGAAGGCAACCCCUUAUUAAUUACUGUCCAGUCUAAUGAGGAAUGCUUUGCUAGGGGCAUAGUUACUUACGAAGGGUCCAUGGUAUUGGAUGAUAUUGAUAUUGACAAAUAUGUUGAAGAUUAUGUUGCUUAUGAAAAAAUUAAUGAAGAUGAGGUAAGCUUAUCUGUGGAUUGUAAAUAUACAAUAUCUGGAAUAUCUUAUGAAUCACUGACAAUGGAAGAGCAACUAAAUGCUCCACAUGGUGGUAUGACCGAGUUGUACUGUGAAUGGACUUCUAGGACUAUCAUCACACCAUUUAUAAGCUGUAAAGUUCAUUUCGAACAAGAAGUGACUGUGGGACAUUUAGCGAGUCCUUGCAAUGCUAUAUGGAAAUCAGUGUCGUCGCUUCAUAAUAUCAAUCAAUUGCUUGUGGAUAUGACAGCAGCUGGCUUUAACUCUGUUAAUUUAGAAACAGCUAUUAUAAGAAAUAUUAUCCCUGGAAUGAAGCAGUUGAACAACUCCAAGCGCAUCAAUAAUCUUCUAAACGAAACGGAAAUGUAUACAUACACCGCAGAAUGUCCCGCAGGUGGCUGUAUUUGUGUCACCGAAGAUACUACAACUUUGAGACAAUGUAUGACCGCUAUGUGUUCGCACGGUUCAAGCAAUGAUUUUACAUAUAAACUGUGGGACAUAUUAAGAGAUUGUGAAACUGCUGAAGAAUUAAUAACGUUAUUGAUUCGAGUCCUUAAAUUCAUAUCGUCUGGGAAAAUCAGACCAUUUAUCGAUGUUAACAACAAGACGUAUCUAUCGAAACUAGUCCUCAAACUAUCUAGAGGUCACUCUCAGACUUCGAAAGUACUGAAAAACCUAAGAUCGAGUCCACCCCAAGCAUUAUCACUUGUUGCACAAGUCGGUAUAGAGAAGUGUAUGUGGGAAUAUACCAGGAUUAUGUCGCUUCUAGAACAUUCGUUUUUCAUUGCUGGCGUUUGGAAUACUGAUGCCAGAUCACACGAAUCCAUCGAACAAAUAAACCAAACAAUCCAAGACAUGACGAUGGGUGGCGAUUUCACAUUAAACCCAUUCGAAAGUAUCACUACGACCGACCAUUCCAUACGUAUUGAUACGGAAUCGUUUUGUAUUGAUGACGCUAAUGAAUUAACCGUUGACGAUUUCGCCUCUCUCAAGAAACAUGGCUUGGUAAACGAGAAGAAAGAUGCCAAUGAGGUUCCAUUAAUAUCAGACGAGAUAGAUAUCAGCCCGUGGAAGAAUCUUCUGAUGAAGUUCGCUCAAAUUCAUGUCUGCUUGGAACACUUGUACCGUGCUGAAAAUUGUUUAAGAGCUGACUUUGCCCAACUAAAGCCGAUGGCAUCGAAGCUACUAGAAUAUUAUGUAUCUGAAAAGUCUCCCAUCAAAACCGUUGGGCAGUUGCUCAGCGAUCCCGUUCAGAAGAUUUGUAUUCCGAUAGCUAAUAGUGUUGUUCAAGAUCACUUGAAAAAGUCAGCGCUAUGGUAUAGAAUGGAAUUGAAAAAAAAACUAGAUUCAUCAGAUAAUUCCACAAGAAACUCCAAAGUCACUUACGUUUUCUCUCAGCUGCCCGUGUUUCCUCCGCAAGUUUGGCAAAUUUUAGAGCCGCCAACGGAAGAAAUAGCAGAAGUAACAACGAUCGAAGAAUUAAAAUAUAAUUGUACCAAAUACAUUAAUAUAAAUAAUAAGCUGUCGAGAAAAUUUGAAUUUAUAUCAUAAAGAUUUAUAACAUUUUUUUUAUAUAUUUUUUGAUAAUUAUGAGAUAAAU
Messenger RNA from Nymphalis io (European peacock), 2242 nucleotides. RefSeq lists its product as uncharacterized. NCBI's taxonomy places the organism in Eukaryota, Metazoa, Arthropoda, Insecta, Lepidoptera, Nymphalidae. Gene Ontology annotation, cellular component: RZZ complex. The coding region runs from base 64 to 2193 and encodes 709 amino acids. Gene Ontology annotation, biological process: mitotic spindle assembly checkpoint signaling; protein localization to kinetochore. The transcript is spliced from 14 exons. The record is from RefSeq and is a predicted model, not a curated record.